Molecule: messenger RNA, 2499 nt
Organism: Linum tenue
Lineage: Eukaryota; Viridiplantae; Streptophyta; Magnoliopsida; Malpighiales; Linaceae
Source: the annotation of a GenBank genome assembly
GCUUGUUCAUUCCUCUCUUCUUCUUCUUCUUCACCCCAUCAUGUAUCGCCAUUUAUAAGACGAAUCAAAACCAUCCACCUUCCUCUCUUUCUCCGUAUUAUCGUUGUCGUCGCCAUCGUUAAUCCCCCAUCAGAGUUUUUCAUCUCCAAAAUUCACCUCUUCGUAAUUAUCAUCUCAAUAUUCAAUCCACGAAAUUUCCACCCUAUUUAAUUAAUCCCUCCUUUCCUCCUUCCCCUUUCUCAAGAUCCUUCAACACUAUUUUCCCCAGGCCACUCUUCCUCCCGAUUCCCUUCCCCCUUUGCUUCAUCCUCCAAUCCUCUCCAUAUUCCAUUCUUUUUUCUCCAACCUUUCCCCAAGCUGGACAUUGGCUCUAUCUUAUUCUAAGAUCAGGGCCAUCACCACUUUUCACCUUUGAAGCGUGAAAAAUUGGUCGACGCAAAGGAGAAGAGAAAUGAAGAGUCAUCAACAACAGCAACAUCAUCAUCAUCAUCAGAAAGGGGCGACGUCGUUGUUUCCGAAAUGGCACGUAAUCAACACCUUCUCCUACUUCUUCCUCUUCGCCUGCGGGGUGGCCGCCGGCGUCUUCCUCAACUCCUACCUCAAAAACGUCUCCUUCGAUCUCCACCUCACCAAAUUCUCCAUCUCCCCUUCCCCGUCACCUCCCACCACCUCCGCCACCCACAACAACACCACCGCCGCCGCCGCCGUCGGCGGUGGCUGUGAGAAUCGUCAAGAGAAAAUAGUGGUUGAGGUUCCCGUCCCGGUUCUACCUCCUCCUCCUCCGCCAGCUGGCAGGGUGGGGCUGAGCGAGUACCUGAAAGUAGCGGCGGAGGCGAUGCACGACAUGGAGGAGGAGGAAUUGCUGUGGAGGGCGUCGAUGGUGGCGAAAGUGAAGGAGUAUCCGUUCCCUCGGGUGCCGAAAGUGGCGUUCCUGUUUCUGACCAAAGGCCCGAUGCUUAUGGCGCCGAUGUGGGAGCUCUUCUUCAAAGGGAACCAAGGGCUCUACUCCAUCUACAUCCAUUCCAGCCCUUCCUACGUGGCCUCGCCUGACGAGAGCCCUCUCUUCCGCGCCCGCAGGAUCCCCAGCCAGGUAGUGACGUGGGGGAAGUUCAACAUGGUGGAAGCCGAGCGGCGGCUGCUAGCCAACGCGCUCCUCGACGUCGCCAACCAGCGGUUCGUCCUCCUCUCCGAGGCCUGCAUCCCGCUCUUCAACUUCUCCACCGUCUACGACUACCUCAUCAACUCCAACCAAGUCUACGUCGAGGCCUACGACACCGCCGACGCCCGCACCCGCUACCACCCGGACCUCAUGCCCGAGAUCACCCUGCCCGACUGGCGGAAGGGGUCCCAGUGGUUCGAGAUCGACCGCGACCUCGCCCUCGAGGUCGUGUCCGACAGGAGGUACUUCCCCAAGUUCCAGGGCUUCUGCAGGAACAAGCCCUGCUACGCCGACGAGCACUACCUCCCCACUUACUUCGUCAUCGAGCACACGGGAAAGAUGUCCAACCGGAGCCUGACCUGGGUGGACUGGUCGGCUGGCGGGAUCCAUCCAAAUCGGUACGUGAGAGGGGAGGUGACGGAGGAGUUCCUGGAGAAGUUGAGGAGUGGGAGUGGGGAGUGUUUGUACAAUGGCAAGAAGACGACGACUUGUUUCUUGUUUGCCAGGAAGUUUCUCACUACUUCGUUGGUUAGGUUGUUGAGAUAUGCGCCUAAAGUCAUGCACUUUAAUCCCUAGACGAUGAUGAUCGAAGUUGAUGUUUGGUUAGGAGGAGAGCAUCGACUCUGUUUUCUCGAUCGAUUCCAUGUUUUUUUGCCUGGCCGGGUUUUGUUUGCGUUGUGUUGUAAACUAGGGAUGUGUGCUUGUUGUACCCUGAUUUAGAUGAAUCAACGAGUUGAAAGUGAGAAUCUAGACGGCCCUUAAUUUAUAUUGGAUGAUUAUUUCAGCAAUUCUGUCGUUCGAUUUAUCGUGAUGACAUAUUGAACUGUCUCUACACUCGUAUUUGAACAGUCGCGACUCUACUAUCCUCUUGUACACUUCUAAAAACUAGUGGUGUGGAAGUGUACAGUAGCUUCACCCUAGCUAGAUGAGAAGCAAAAAAGAAGGAGCACAGACAAUUCAUGAUCAUCAGUUAUCACAUUUCCCUUCUGCCCUGCUGCAGCUCCGUUCCACUUCUUCUGCAACAGCAAAUUCUACUUUCUGUGGCUUCCCACUCACACUUCUAACUUCCAAACAUUACUUCCCAUGUGUUCACUCUCUCCAUUUCAUCCCUCACACUAUUUCUUCUCCUUCAUUCCCUUUUUAAAAUCCGUUUUUAUCUCUCGGCUAGCAAAACAGAAACAUGCAGUUACAGAGACUCUAGGGAAAAAUGAGGCAAUUCAAGGUGACAAUAUUGGGCAAAUACCUUCCAGUGCGACUCAGAAAAGAAUCCAGUAGAGGUGGAAGCCUUCAUGUAGGAAUGGCCACCAUAAUUAUCUGGUUGAUCAUUGCAUCAAUUGUUC